Macaca mulatta (Rhesus monkey) is the source of this 897-nucleotide messenger RNA. Its product is annotated as olfactory receptor 52Z1P. Gene Ontology annotation, molecular function: G protein-coupled receptor activity; olfactory receptor activity. The record is from RefSeq and is a predicted model, not a curated record. NCBI's taxonomy places the organism in Eukaryota, Metazoa, Chordata, Mammalia, Primates, Cercopithecidae. Gene Ontology annotation, biological process: G protein-coupled receptor signaling pathway. Gene Ontology annotation, cellular component: plasma membrane.
AUGGAAAUCCCAGGGCUGGAAGGCUUGCAUACCUGGAUCUCCAUCCCUUUUUCUUUUGUGUACACUGUGGCUGUUGCAGGCAAUAUCCUCUUGAUCUUCCUGCUCAUGACUGAACACAGUCUCCAUGAGCCCAUGUAUCUCUUCCUAUCCAUGCUGGCCUCAGCAGACUUCCUGCUCUCCACCGCUGCAGCCCCUAAGAUGCUGGCUAUCCACUCUACGGAUAUAUCCUUUGGUAGCUCUGUGUCUCAGAUGUUCUUCAUACAUUUCAUCUUUGUGGCAGAAUCUCCUAUUCUCCUGGCAAUGGCAUUUGACCUCUAUGUGGCCAUCUGUUACCCACUGAGAUACACCACCAUUUUAACCUCGUCAACCAUCAGGAAGAUUGGCAUAGCAACUGUGGUCAGGAGCUUUUUCAUCUGCUGUCCGUUCGUCUUCCUGGUAUACUGACUUACAUAUUGUGGGAGAAACAUCAUUCCUCAUUCCUACUGUGAGCACAUGGGCAUUGCCAGUUUGGCAUAUGGCAGUAUCAAUGUCAACAUCAUUUAUGGCCUCACUGUGGCCCUACUCUCUACAGGACUGGAUAUAGUGCUUAUCAUUAUAUCCUAUGUAAUGAUCCUUUACGCAGUGUUUCAGAUACCUUCCUGGGCUGCCAGGUUCAAGGCCCUUAGUACGUGUGGCUCUCAUAUCUGUGUCACACUUACGUUCUAUGCCCCAGCAUUCUUUUCAUUUCUUGCCCAUCGCUUUGGAGGUAAAACCAUCCCUCACCACAUUCACAUUCUAGUGGCCAAUCUCUAUGUGUUGGUGCCCCCUAUGCUAAACCCCAUCAUUUAUGGGGUGAAGACCAAACAAAUUAAAGAUCGAGUGAUUUUGCUUUUCUCUCCUAUCAGUGUAUGCUGUUAA